This is a messenger RNA of Laccaria bicolor S238N-H82, 1344 nucleotides long. RefSeq names its product aspartyl aminopeptidase. Gene Ontology annotation, cellular component: fungal-type vacuole. Lineage: Eukaryota; Fungi; Basidiomycota; Agaricomycetes; Agaricales; Hydnangiaceae. The transcript is spliced from 9 exons. Bases 1 to 1344 code for a protein of 447 amino acids. Gene Ontology annotation, biological process: proteolysis. Gene Ontology annotation, molecular function: aminopeptidase activity; zinc ion binding. The record is from RefSeq and is a predicted model, not a curated record.
AUGCUUUACCCAUCGAGCCCAGAAGCGGCUACGCGCUUUAUAAAGUUUGUCAACGCAUCUCCCACUCCUUUUCACGCUGUUCACAACGCUGCCCUCCGUCUCGAGAAAGCUGGUUUCCAGAAGAUCAGGGAGAAGGAUAGUUGGGAGAACGAAGUACAACCAGGUGGCAAAUAUUUCUUUACGAGAAACCAAUCUGCGUUGGUUGCAUUUACCCUUCCACAGAAAUGGAAACAAGGUACAGGACUCAGUGUCGUCGCGACUCACGUCGAUAGCCCCAACCUCAAAAUUCGACCCAUCUCCAAGCGCAGCAAAUCAGCGUAUUUGCAAGUGGGAGUAGAGACCUACGGGGGAGGUAUCUGGCAUUCGUGGUUAGACCGCGAUCUAUCUAUCGCGGGCAGGGUUGUGAUCGCAGAGAAAACUGGUGGCUUCACUUCGAAGCUUCUCAAACUGGAUAGGCCGAUUCUUCGAAUUCCAACGCUCGCCAUUCACCUGGACAGAAAUAUUAACGAGUCGUUCAAGUUCAAUCAAGAAACUGAAUUUGUUCCUAUCCUUGGGCUUAUCGAGGAUCACAUCCAGGAUAAUCACCAUCCAGCCCUGUUGUCACUCCUUGCUGGAGAAUUAUCCAUCGCGCCCGAGGAGAUUCACGACUUUGAAUUGUCCUUAUAUGACACUCAACCAGCCUGCCUCGGCGGUUUAAACAACGAAUUCAUCUUCAGCCCUAGGAUGGACAACCUUGUUUCUUCGUUUUGCGCAGUCGAAGCCAUCGCAGAAGCUGUCCAAGCUACGAGCCUGGAAGGAAACGUGAACUGCAUUGCCCUUUUCAACCACGAAGAAAUUGGCAGUGUUUCCUCCUCAGGAGCUGAAUCCAGCCUUGUUCCUUCUCUUCUCAAUCGCCUCUCUCCUACUCCAUCUACUCUUGCUCAGUCGAUUGCCAACUCUUUUCUGAUUUCGGCGGACAUGGGGCACGCCCUGCACCCCAAUUACUCAUCCAAGCACGAAGAGAAGCAUAAACCAAUCAUGAAUAGAGGAAUUGUUAUCAAGACCAAUGCCAAGCAAAGAUACGCAAGCGAUGCCAUCUCGACUUUCAUUGUGAAGCAGUUGGUCGAGCGCAAAGGCGGAAGAGUACAAGAGUUCGAAGUGCGAAACGACAUGGCAUGUGGAUCUACGGUGGGGCCUAUGUUAUCCAAAAUAGGCAUUCGCACCGUCGAUGUUGGCAACGCAAUGUUGUCCAUGCACUCGAUCCGCGAGACGGCAGGAUCGCAUGACGUCCAGAAUGCCAUCGACUUAUUUAGCUCUCUCUUUGAAGGAUUUUCAGCUCUCGAUAAGGAGUUGUCUGUCGAUUGA